Stegodyphus dumicola is the source of this 696-nucleotide messenger RNA. RefSeq lists its product as uncharacterized. Lineage: Eukaryota; Metazoa; Arthropoda; Arachnida; Araneae; Eresidae. The record is from RefSeq and is a predicted model, not a curated record.
AUGACUACGAAUGUAUUCAAUAAACUCCAAAUUGAAACUGAAAAUUCAAAUUUAAACAGUGAGGUUAUUGAAGAACUACUUGCUCAGUUAAUAGCUAAAGAGCAAGCCUUAUAUUUAGUAGACAGCGAAAUAGAAAAAGUUAUUGUGAUUGAUGAUUUAGAAGAUGAAAUUAAUAGAACAGAACAGUAUAAAGAAAGAAUAAUUCUUUUGAAAACGCGAGUGCAUAGACUGCUAAGAACUUCUUUAAGACAGCAACCAAUAACAGAAAGUCAAAAUUAUUCAACUGUUAAAGAUACUGGGAGCAGAAUUAAAUUACCGGAUAUACCUUUGCCAACAUUUUCUGGCCAAUAUGAGGAUUGGAACAAUUUUAAAAUUCAAUUUAAUAGCAUAAUUUCUAACAAUUCUCACUUAUUGGAAGUUGAACAGCUUUAUUAUUUGAAAUCGUCUCUACGAGGUGUAGCAAACCAGAUUGAAACAGAAGACGAAUCCUUUCAGUCAUUAUAUAAAGCAUUAGAAAAUCGCUUUGAAAAUAAGCGCUUAAUUGUUGACAGACACAUUAACUCCAUUAUAAACGUGGAAAAAAUAAAUCAUGAAUCACUGGUCGAGCUCAGAAAGUUAGUGGAUAAUAUUUUGCGAAAUAUUAGAGCUCUUAAGCAUUGGAGCAUUGAAAGGCAUACGUUUCGGAUCUCAUACUGA